GUAGCAAACAUCCGGAAGGGUACCUGUAUACCAGUGGCGUCGGAUAACGUGUUGGUAUACAGUAUCAUUUCCACGGUCCACGUCGGACCUCAACAUCAGUAUUUCCAUUGAACAUCGACUUGAUGCCAAGUUUGUAGGACGGGGAAUUUGUGUUGACCAAUAUCAGAUGUCGGAGAGGCAUCUAAAGUAGGACACCCAUAACAAAAUCAUCUCAAACCCUGCUUGUGAUUUUCUAAAGUGGAAAUGGCGGAUUCAAGCAAAGGAAAUGCAUUCGAGGACGUCAAGAUGUCAAGCCUAUCAUCAGAGGUAUUGAGCUUGAGGACAUCUAUGAUCCUAACCGUGACCCUAAAGUUUUCCGUCAGCCCGAGGAUGGCGAUACGAGCACCAUCGGAGAAGCUCGGAAGAAGAAAUCGAGAGCUAAAACCUUGCUUAAGGCCUUCAUUCUGGUAACAGUCGUCGUCCUCAUCUUGAUCGCGAUGAUCUGCCUCGUCAUCUUUGUUGGUCCACAAGUAAAAGGAGCGACAACAAAGGCACCAACACGAGCGACGCCAACAGCUACCAUGGAUCCAACUGUCGUUCCUGGAGUAGUCGUUGGUGAUGUGGAUAUUGAAUUGUCUGCUACGCUAAACGGAGUUACAUUCAUUCCAGCGUACAAUGACCAGUCAUCGCCAGAAUUCAUGGCUUUUGCUAGCAACGCAGAAACUCAGAUGAUGAAUGGGUUACAGAAUAAUGAUCAGCUUGGUGGAUUUGUGACAAAUGUAACUGUGACUGGAUUGAGUCAAGGGAGUGUCGUUGUAGAUGCAAUGAUCAUGGUCUCAGGUGGUAAUAUUGCAAUGUCUUUAUUUACGGGUAAUCCAAACACUACAUCAGCUACAGACCUUCAACUGAUAUUAGCUAACCAGGUGUCUGCUGCCACCAACGAAGCUGUCAUGACAUCUCUUUCCAAUAAUGCUGUACUUGGAUCUUCAGAUGUAACCGUUGAAGUCCAAAGUGUGGGUGUUCCGAUAAAUGUCAAUGGCGUGUCUCUACCAAAAGAUGUGAAGCCAGGACCGCCUUGUGAAGAAGGAUUGUUUCGCUGCAAUGACGGUACAUGCUUCGAUGAAUCGCUUAGGUGUAAUUACAUCGAUGAAUGUGAAAUGGGGGAGGAUGAGCUUAACUGUGGGGAUUGUACUGUGCAUGAGUUUGAGUGUCCUGGUCGUCAGUGCAUCCCAAAGACCUUCAGAUGUAACUUCUUUAGUGACUGUUUGUUGGGUGUUGAUGACGAGCUCAACUGUGGAACGCCACAAAAUACAGAAUAUAUCUUCUUAAACGGAAACACCACAAUGUUGAUGUCGCCGAAUUUCCCUGAUGACUACCCGACGAACACAUACACAGUGACCCAUGUUUCAACGGUUCCAGGGAAGGUGAUUAACGUGACGUUCAACACACUUGAGCUCAGCCUCUUGUCAUACCUCACCUUUGGCAACGGCACAGAUACGCAUGACUUCGGUCAGAUCUUGGAGGUCUACACACACAAGACGUCAUUCCCAUCGAGUAUCCUAUCAAGCGGUCACGAGCUCUUCAUAGAGUUCUUUUCGAACAUCCACGUGGGCACACAAGGAUAUGAUAUCACCCUUGAGGCAGUCGACCAGCCACCUGAUGGGACAUUCCUUCCGUGCGCUGAUGAUCAGUUCCAAUGUGAGGGUGAUGGGAAAUGCAUACCAUUAAGCUUUCGUUGUGAUAUGUUCCAAGAUUGCGGAGAUAACAGCGAUGAAAGCAACUGUGAAGAGCAAUUAUGUGGGCCUGACCAAUUUCUGUGUGAACUUAGUGGCGAUUGUAUACGACAGGUUUGGGUAUGCGACGGUUCUUCUGACUGUCUUUAUCGAGAAGAUGAAGAAGACUGUGACAUGACUUUUGCACCAUGUGAUGAAGAUCAGUUCCAGUGUCCUAGUGAUGGGGAAUGCAUUCCUGCCAGAUCGGUAUGUGAUCUCAUCAAUGAUUGUGGAUUCGGUGGCGAUGAACUCAACUGCCAACCCCAAGGAGGUACUUGUCAUCCUGAUCAGUUCACAUGUAACGAUGGACAGUGCAUCCCUGGGCCUCACCAAUGUGACGCCUUUACUGACUGUUCGGAUGGAAGCGAUGAAGCAGGAUGUCCUUUCCAAUGCCAAUCUAGCUUCCAAUUUGCCUGUUACAAUAGCUCACAGUGUGUCUCCCAGCCUCAAGUCUGUAACUACAUACCUGACUGUGCCAUGGGCGAAGACGAGGUCGACUGCGGUCCAUGCGAUGAUGGUUUCUUGACUUGUUCAAAUGGGGCCUGUGUACCAGAGUACUGGAAGUGUGACGGAUUUUAUGACUGCGUUGACGGUGGUGACGAAGUCGACUGCGGUACCGUCGGAACUAUCUAUAACCUCAAUUUAGGCCAGAACGAAGUACAGGAAAUCACUUCCCCAGGUUACCCAAUGCGUUAUGAAGCUGGCUGCUAUGUCGGGUGGCAAGUCAAUGUUCCUUCUGGACUUUACGUCCGCUUGCUAUUCCUGACAUUUGACAUUACCAUUUUUUCCUUUGUAACCAUGGGAACCGGCCUUGACCACAGUGAUCAGGACACACUGGUGUCCAACUACCACUUUCGCCAUGUUCCAAGACAACGUGUCAUCCCUAGCAACCAGACAUGGAUUGAAUUUCACUGCGGACCUUUCGGUGGACAAGGUUUCCGGAUCGAGGUUUCGGCAAUCAAUCCAGACAACUACAUCCACCCAACAUGCAGGAGCGACCAGUAUCAGUGCAUGGAUGAUUAUUGUAUAGAGACCUUUGACCUUUGCAACGGAGCAAAGGACUGCUUGGGAGGGGAAGACGAGGAUCAUAACUGUACUACUUUUGACCACAACGAAUGUGGCACACAUGAGAACGAGUUCUUCUGCGAAGCUGGCAACUUCUGCAUCCAUGCGGAUUUCAGGUGUGAUAGUUUCGUUGAUUGCCCCUUCGGAACUGAUGAACUUGACUGCGAAUGCAGCGAUGGUGAAUAUGAAUGCCCUGGUAAGCAGUGUAUCCCUGGAGCGUUUUACUGUAAUGAUUUUGUGGAUUGUUUGCAAGGAAACGACGAUGAAUUGAAUUGUGCCAAUCCAAAUAAUACGAUGACAUAUGAUCUUACUGACCCAAUGAACAUAUCGUCUCCCAACUAUCCCAAUGACUACCCGGUGCAUGAUUACACAGUGACCUACAUCACCGUACCCGAAGGCUUGUUAGUCCGGGCACGAAUAUUAGACUUCGAUCUCAGCCACUCGUCGUUUUUACUCUUCACGAACGGUCAUGAUACCGAAUCGGAGGCCUCCGAUUUCAUCAGAUCGUUCACCUUUGAUUCAGAAGUUAUCCCGGGAGAGACAGAGGUGCUUUCAGAGGGCAGCAACACGAUGGCUAUUGAAUUCCACUCAAAUUACUUCAGUCAAUCCCGUGGUUUCCUCAUUGAGCUGUCAGCUGUGGAAGAACCAACAUGCGGCAGUGAUGAGUUUACAUGUGAGCUUGGUGGGUGCGUCUCUUACAACCUCACAUGUAAUUAUUUCCGUAAUUGCCCGGUGACUGGUGAUGACUCGGAUGAAAGGAUUUGUACUGCGCCGGAAGGAGGUGAAUGUGGUCCAAGGCUGUUCACCUGCAACGAUGGCGAGUGUUUCACUUACCAAUAUAGGUGUGACUUAUGGCCUGACUGUUCAGGAGGAGAGGAUGAAGUGGACUGCAGUCCGUAAUUCAUCAGUCGAAUCGACCUGGGGGUCAAUGCUGACAAGAAGCUAAUGAAUCUUGUUCCCUGCAUUACUGAGAUAUCCCCUCCUCCCCCCCCCCCCCCCCAGCAAAAAAAACUUGUAAUAGUAAUUAAUGAGGAGGCAAAAAGUAAAAAUCGUCAUGAUUUCUUUAUCAAUAACAUUUCAAUUUGGUUUUUAAGGAAUACAUUCACCACGCUUAUAAUUGAAAGCUCUAGAAAACUUGACUCACUUUAUUCUUUAAUGUAUUCAAGAAAUUCAGCUUAGUAUACACUUACAGGUAUUGAUUUUUUUUUGUGUAGAUAGUACUCAUAAGUUUCUGAUGUUGUUGAGAGAAGGGAGUUUUAUAUUUGUGUAUAGUUUGGGCUUUUUUAUUAGGCCUUAGCAUGUUUACGCAUUUUGAACUACAAGAUGUACAGCUGUAGCGUUCAAAGCCCCACAGACUAUAAGAAUUAAGAUUGUAAGUUGGAUUCAAAAUGAAAUGUGCCUUCUCCUAAAUGGAAACACUACUAUUAUGAGACAGAUAUGUUUUCAUCUCGAGGCAAAAAUAUCGGCAUAAUUAGAGGUAAAGUGAAGUUUAAAAGAAGUGUUUUGGUUUUGAUUGUUGAUACUUUCAUCUCUAUUUGAUUUCAUUGUAAGGUCAUGCAAGCUGUAUUAAGGGAAGUCUUUUUUUUCAUUAAAAGAGUGGAGUAUGCAUCUUUCCAUUUCAUCAGGGCCCUGUUUCAUAACACUUGAUAUCAAUAACAAGUUACAAGCUACUGUUAUAAGCUACUGAAAUCAUGGCAUCUGAUUGGCUUAGAGCAAACUUGAUAUCAAUAACAAGUUACAAGCUACUAUUAUAAGCUACUGAAAUCAUGGCAUCUGAUUGGCUGAGAGCAAAUUUGUCAUAGAAAUUUAGCAUUUGUUAUAGCUAACAAGUUUUAUGAAACGGGCCCCUGGUGUGUUUGUAUUUUGAAUUUUGGGGGUCCAGACUUCAAUUUGGGGCGCCCACGUCAUGUGCCCAGGGCACCUGUUAUUGUAAAGCCUUGCCUUAACCCUUUCAGUGGCUUGGCUCACUACAUUUUGAUUCAGAACCCUGACAAAUAUAUAUCAUAUGCCUGAGUAGAAAGAGCAAAGAUUUCUGCAUACACUGCAUCCAUUGUUUGGCACGACUAUAUUGCGUUUGAUGCCAGAAAUUUUAGAUAUGAAAGUAAUCUUUAAAAUCCUCAAACUGAAGACAAUUUGAAAGGUUCUGAAACCUUAUUUUUCUCUCUUAUCCUCAAGCGAGGUUUUUAUUUCCAUAAUAGUAAUAAAAAUAUGUACAUUAAUAACUCAAUGAUUGAGUAAAACAUAACAUAGGCUAAAAAUUAAAGUAUAUUCAACAAUUCUUCCAGCUUAGUAUUAUUUUCUUUGCUAACACAUUCAUAUCUUAAAAAUAAUCUUAGCAACGACUUGAAUUAAAAAAACAAAGUAUGUGGGUAGUAAACAGAACCAUUAACAAUCUUCUUAACGUAACAUUUAUAAAUUGCAUAUUGCGUAUAAUUUAAAAUAAUAUUCAGAAGUGAAUAUUUCUUGUUUCCAAUAUCCUUACCUACAACUAUUAUCUUCUGGUCUAUUUGUAUUUCUAUUUGGUAUAGAUUAAAUAUAAUAUUACAUAUUAUUUCCCAAAACAAAGUCACAUCCUUGCAAUAUAACAUAAAAUGAAAAGUUGAGUCAACUUAUCCACAAGAGUUGCAUAAAUAAUUAUUAACAAUUUGCCAUUUAUAUAAGUUUUCUUUUGAGGCAAUAAACCUAUGAAUCAUCUUGAAUUUAAAUUGUUUAACUGCAUUAUUACGAAUUUGCUUUAAUUUAAAUAAAAAUACAUCCUUCCAAACAAAGUCAUUAUCCAAAUCUAAAAUGAGAUUCCAAAAGUAAAUGAUAUUUGGUUCUUUUGAGUUUUUACAUAUUAACAAACGAUAGUUAUCUUUCACUUUCAAUCAAAAUAGGCACUGUAUUCUAAACUUUUCGGCAAAGUCUGUACAAAUAAAUUUUAAUAUAGUUCUUAUAAACGUUAUAUUAUAUUAGAACAAUGUAUUUUAUAGUCAUUUAAUUGGUGAUGGGUGAUACCUUUGUUUAUCAUAAACAUUUUGAAAAAAUAAUAUGUACAUUUUAUUACAAAGCCUGUAUACCUGGGGUAUAGUCAAACCUGUCUAUAAAGACCACCCAAGGGAAUUGUAAUAAAAAAGGUAGCUACCAUAUGUAGCAUACUUCAGGCCAUUAUAGAUAGGCUCUUAACCCCAAGAUUACCCCCCAAAGAACUCAGUCUACGUAAACUGGAUUUGACUUCUGGUGAGCUUUAUUCUUUAGAAGUCGUAGUAACAAUUCAAUCUGUAUAACAUAAAUAACAGGAAUACAUAUAGACAUUUAGCACAUGUAAAUAAAUACUUGUGUAUUGCACUUAAA
Strongylocentrotus purpuratus (purple sea urchin) is the source of this 6149-nucleotide messenger RNA. RefSeq names its product low-density lipoprotein receptor-related protein 1B. Gene Ontology annotation, molecular function: protein binding. The record is from RefSeq and is a predicted model, not a curated record. Gene Ontology annotation, cellular component: plasma membrane. Lineage: Eukaryota; Metazoa; Echinodermata; Echinoidea; Camarodonta; Strongylocentrotidae. The transcript has 24 exons. Bases 477 to 3716 code for a protein of 1079 amino acids.